Molecule: messenger RNA, 628 nt
Organism: Leptinotarsa decemlineata (Colorado potato beetle)
Lineage: Eukaryota; Metazoa; Arthropoda; Insecta; Coleoptera; Chrysomelidae
Source: RefSeq, a predicted model, not a curated record
UACUAUUGUUUAUUGUGUCAAGUGUCAUCUCGAGAUUGAAGUAUUUCAAAUCAAAAUUUCAGUGAAAAUGGCAAAUCCUCUAGAUGAGAAUUUCUUCUACAACAGCAUGCUGGCAAAGGCACUGGUCCAGCUGCUUCCUCCUAAUGAACGUAAAAUGAUGCAGACCUGGUUCAACAAAUUAUUGGAGAUGAACAAAAGUAUGGCUGAUAAAGAAAUUAGAAACGAAUACAUGUGGUUUAUUCUUCUGAUGCUGCAGUGCCAGAAAGUUCGAGAACCUUUCAAUUCGAUGCCUCCACCAGAUAUUGGUGCACUGAGAGAUAUUGUUUCUUCGAAAGUAUAUGAAGAAGUACUGGUAGCAAAUGAUGACAAUAUGCCAUUAUUUGACAAAGCUGGAGAUGAAAAGAAAGUGCAGUUUGGAAAUUAUGCUCCAGCCCAAUUCUUCAGCAACCAGCCUAUACCAAAUGAAGGAAUAAUUUGUUACAUUUCCGCAUUCAGUGACAGAGGAUUGUAACCAAUGUGUAGAAGGAAACACUGCUAGUUACGACGUAUAUUAUAUUAGGUUCAACUUACUGAUCGAAACUCUGGUUCUUAUAUGACUAUUAAACGAAUAAAACAUGAUUUUUCUUCA